AAGACUACUCUCUCUCCCCCUGACCUGAACCCUCAUUUCUCCUUCGCCUUCUGCUCCGAAGUCUGAAACAGGAUUCUGAAGCGCGAGGCCGUUUCUCUCUCUCUCUCUCUCUCUGCCUUUCCUUCUCUUUUCUCAACUUGUAACGUAACUCAUGGCACCAUUUCCACCGCCGCCGUCGUUGCCGCCACCACCGCGGCAAACCGAGCCUCUUCCACUCUAAAGGGCAUUUGCAGACGCCUUAGAGCCACAAUAUUUUCUGUUUAGUGUAUAUGCAUUCGUCUAUGGAUUUGCGAAGGCUCACUAUCGCCAAACCAACCCUCAUCUUCUAUUCAGUUACGCGCCCCUUAACCUGCGUCACUUCUACCUUCCAACAACAGCCCGAACGACCGCAAGAACACGAACCAGCCCACACGCAGCCGCCAUUGCUUCCAAAGAACCAACUAAAGCCGUUGGAUAAGAGUCUCCUUAGCCGGAUAACUUCAAUUCUCUCAAACCCAAUUUUGGAUUCCUCUAAAUGUACAGAUAUAAUACCCCAUUUGUGUCCUCAUCAGUUCGAUGGGCUUUUCUAUACUAAUCGAUCAACGGUGAACCCAAAAACUGCUUUGAAUUUCUUUUAUUUCGCGUCUGAAUCAUAUAGGUUUCGAUUCACCAUUAGAUCUUAUUCUCUUUUGAUUCGUUUGCUCAUAUUUUCUAAUCUUGAUGCGCCUGCGAGAUUGCUUUUGAUUCGUGUGAUCGAUAGGAAGCUGCCUGUUUUGUUUGCAAACCCCAAAAAUCGUCAUAUUGAGAUAGCCGUUGCUAUGGCAGAUUUAAAUGACAUGUCAGAGUCGGCUCUUGGGGUUCGAACAUUUGAUUUGUUGGUUCACGUUUAUUGUACCCAAUUUAAGGAUGCGGGGUUUGUCCUUGCUGUGGAUGUGUUUCGGUCAUUGGCAGAUAAGGCAAUGUUUCCAUCUUUGAAGACAUUGACUUUUCUUCUGAAUUCUUUAGUGAGGGCAAAUGAGUUCAACAAGAGUUAUGAGGUUUUUGAGAUUAUGCUUCAAGGUGUUUCUCCAGAUGUUUACUUGUUUACUACUGCUAUUAAUGCAUAUUGUAGGGGAGGGAAGGUUGAAAAAGCAAUGCAGUUGUUUUUGAAAAUGGAAGGGUUGGGUGUUUCUCCCAAUGUUGUGACUUACAAUAAUCUUAUUCAUGGGCUCUGCAAGAGGGGCAGGAUAGAUGAAGCUUUUCGGUUUAAGGAGAAGAUGUUGAAGAAUGGUGUGAAUCCUAGUCUUAUAACAUACAGUAUUCUUAUUAAUGGUUUGAUGAAAUUAGAGAAAUUUGACGAAGCUAAUAAUGUUUUGAAGGAAAUGUCAUCUAGGGCAUUUGUCCCUAAUGAGGUAGUUUAUAACACGUUGAUUGAUGGGUAUUUUAGAAUGGGAAAUAUUGAGGCAGGAUUGAAGGUAAGGGAUGAUAUGGUGUCCAAGGGGCUUCACCCAAACUCAGUUACAUUAAAUUUGCUUAUACAAGGUUUUUGCAAGAAUGGCCAGAUGGAACAAGCAGAGCAAGUUUUGGAGGAGAUGCUGGUGAGAAGAUUAUCUGUAAAUCAGGGUGCUUUCACUUCAGUUAUUAAUUGGCUUUGCAUGAAUUCUAAAUUGGACUCUGCACUUUGUCUUAUUUGGGAGAUGCUAUUGAGAAGUCUGAAGCCCAAUGAUAGUUUGCUGACCAUAUUAGUCAGUGGGCUAUGUAAGGAUGGCAAACAUUUGGAGGCAGUUAAACUUUGGUUUAAGCUGUUGGAGAUUGGAUUUGCAGUCAAUACUAUGACAUCAAAUGCUCUAAUUCAUGGACUUUGUAAGGCAGGCAAUAUGGUAGAGGCUGUUAGGCUUCUCAAGGAGAUGCUAGGGAGGGGUUUGCCAUUGGAUAGGAUCACAUACAACACCCUUAUAUCAGGGUGUUGCAGUGAGGGGAAAGUGCAAGAGGGUUUUAAGCUGAGGGAAGAGAUGGUUAGGAGAGGAAUUGAACCUGACAUCUUUACUUACAAUUUGUUAAUACAUGGGCUGUGUAGUAUAGGUAAAAUAGACGAAGCCUUGAAGCUCUGGAAUGAGUGCAAAAGAAGUGGUAUGACUCCUAAUGUUUACACAUAUGGGGUUAUGAUAGAUGGAUACUGUAAAGCGGACAAAAUUGAAGAGGGGGAAAAUCUCUUCAAUGAGUUGGUCACUCAGAAUCUGGAGCUGAAUACUUUUGUUUAUAAUUCACUUAUAAAUGCAUACUGUCGGAAUGGGAAUAUGAUUGGGGCUUUUGGACUACGUGAUGACAUGAAAAGCAAGGGCAUCCUGCCAACUUCUGCUACAUAUUCUUCUCUAAUACAUGGACUUUGCAACAUUGGCCGUGUUGAUGAUGCCAAACAUCUUUUUCAUGAAAUGAGAAUAGAGGGUUUGCUGCCAAAUGUUGUCUGCUAUACUGCCCUAAUUGGUGGCUAUUGCAAGUUAGGUCAGAUGGAUAAAGUGGGGAAUGUCUUGAAGGAAAUGUCUUCUUUUGGCAUACAUCCAAAUAAUAUUACUUACACUGUUAUGAUCAAUGGGUAUUGUAAGUUGGGUGAUAUGAAAGAAGCAGUUAAGCUUCUUGGUGAGAUGAUUCAAAAUGGAAUUGUCCCAGAUGCUGUCACUUAUAAUACCUUGACGAAUGGGUUUUGCAAGGAAAAGAUGGUAGAAGAAGCCUUUAAAAUGAGUGAUUGCAUGUCCCAGAGGGGUGUAACUCCUGAUGAGGUUACUUACACCACUUUGAUUCAUGGAUGGCAGUUUCCAUCAACAAUUACAACUCAAGAAUGAUCAUGAAACUAUAAAAGGCGAGCUGUUUGUAGACCCUUCUAGGAAGGCAUCAUCUAACCUUCUCUUUUCAAGAAUCAUGGGAAGAGGCUUGUAUAAAGCGAGCUGCUUGUAGACUGUAGGAUAGUGUCGAUUUACCUUUUUGAAGAAUCAUGCUGUGCUUCAGAAAGGUCAAUGUUUUCCAUCCCUCUUUCAGAAGGAAGUUCCCAUCUCACUACAUGAUACUCAUGAACACCUUCAUUGACUUCUCACAAAAUCUCCUUUCUCAAUCUUCUUUGUGACUGAUGCUGGGAGUAUUGAGUAAAGACACGAAGGAAAUGUGCAGGUUGGCUAAUGUACUCUUAACAGGGUUAAUCUUCUUCCUUUAGACUGGAGUUGACCAUUCCACCUUGCAGGGUAAGUGAUAGGCCAAAGAACUGAGCCACAUCCCACUAUCUUAGCCAGUCUCUUACCAUUAAAUCUGCCAAAUGGGGACAGUAUUGCUCUUACCUUAGUUGAUUUUCAGCAUUCAAGUAGCUUCACAUGCCAACAAAUUGAACCUCAAAUUGAGAAUUUUCUCCUCUUCAGGAUGACAGAAGGUUAUGGUGUCAACUGCAAAUAGAACAUGUGAUAUAUGAACCUCUGCAUUACUUUUAGCCCUUGUAAGCUUAAAUGAGGUAUAAUACAAUUUAAUGUGUUUUUUUUUUUAAAACCCUUUGUGGUUCAUUUGGUUUUUUGUUGCUUGAUUUAGUGAUUUAUACAUAUUUUUUAUUUAUGUGGCAUAAAAUUAUAGGUUACUACUAUUUACUUCACAUUAAUUGAAUGUUUUCCACGUUGUCUUUUUUUAUGUCUAGUACUUGGAUUUGUGAUAUUCUGCUUAGUAGUUUUAUUUGUUCUUCCAAUUAUUUUUUAUUUGUAAUUUCCAUUUGACAUUUCUUAAUUGUUUUUGUUAUUAUGCUAACAAAUUUUAGUUUUCAAGGGUGCAAACAAAUUUUAGUUUUCAGAGGGAUACUUGUGUUAAAAAAAAAAAAUUCCGAAGGAUUUUUUUAUGUUUAAUUUAUGUUGGAGUUACAUUUAGUUUUUAUGAUUUGACUUUUGUCAUAAUUAUAUUGUGAAUGGAUUUUUUUCCCAAUAAUAUUUAUGUCUUAAUUUAAAUGUGGUUGUUUUUCUGUGACUUUCUUGUAGUGUUUGGUUCGCAAAUUCAAUGAAUGAUUCGUGGGAAUCCUCAUUGAUUCCCAGGUAUUCCCACCUUUGUUUUACGUUUUAUAAUUGGUAAUCCCAUUCCACGAAAUUAUAUAUAUAUAUAUAUAUUCCCACAAAGCUCUUGAAUGCCGGAAUCCCUCUUCUCGUAUUAAAAGGUGGAUAUGCUGAUUCUCAAACCAUGAAUUAUUAAAAAUAAAGUGACAAAAAUAUCCUAGUUAUAUUUGCAUAUGGUUAUGAAGUGGCCUAUUAUAUUUGAAAGACCCUUGUUUUAAAGACCUAGUUAUAUUUUUAAAAAUCCAUAUUUAGCCUUGUUAUGAAGUGAUCUAUACAUGGUUAAGCGUUGAAGGUUGACAGGUUUAUGUAUGAAUUGCAUGUUAUUAUUAUUGUUGUUGUUGUUAAAAAAUGGUUGCAUUUUGAAUUGGCCUUUGAAUUAUGUAAUAAUUUAUAAUCUUAUUUUAAUUAUUUCUUUUGAUAUUGUGUUUUUUAAUGGCUAUUGUCAUCAACUUUUUCUUGGACUUGGGAACUUGUGCCUUCCAGUAUUUGCCUAGUUGAUCAAAUGAAUUAUCUCUGCAUUUCUCUGUAAUUUUGUUGUUAAAGACUUUAACUCAAGUUCUAACAGUUCCCUAUAGGUGGAGUGUAAAUUGUUGAAGCUUGAACUACUCAAGCAUCAUUGCAUUUUCCACCCCUCAUAAUUUGGCUCAGAAUAGAGGUGGUCAUGCCUUAAAUUUGAUAUCUUGUUCCUAUGCCUGCUACCGAUGUUUCAUCUGUGUGUUUGAUUUCUGUUUGAUUUCUUGUGUCUUGGAUGUAACAAUUCACCUCAACUGAUUUAUUGCUGCAUGUUACAACCUUUGAUGUGGGAUUAUGAGCUCAGGCAUUGAAAUGCAUAAUGGUAUAUCACUAGGAAAGAAAUACCAGAACUGUUGAAUCUGCUGCAGAAGUGCUGUCAAAGACUUUGUUGUUUCUCAUAAUGUUCUUGCAGUGAUAUAUGAACUUUGAAAUGGUUCAGUUUUUCCAUUAAAAAAAAGGUUCUUUAAAUUCUUUUCCCCCUUCAGUUUAUUUUGUUCAUCAUUGGUUUUCUUUAGAUAUUGAAUUCACCAUAUUGAAAUUUCCAAGCUGGUGUCAAGGACAUGAAUAAAAUAUUGUUUCAUACACUUGGAAAUGAAUUAAAUUUGGAAUCAAUUCCUAAUUAAAUGCAAGAAAAUACUUCUAACAAAAAUGUUGAAACAGAAGGGGAUGACUAUCUAGUUUCAAAUGGAGGUUGAUGUUCAUGUUCAUAGAUUUAGUUUUUCUACCUCUAUGUACCUACUUUUGGAUUUUUUUUUAAAUGUUAUGAAGAUGCCUUUUUGAUUAGAGGAAAUGAAACAGGUUAUCAGCUUUAGAAGAUGUUAAAUUGAUGACAGUUGAAAGCUGAAGAUUUAACUGUUUGCACACAUCCUAGAAAUGAUUGGAGGCCUAUUAUCUGCUAGAUUCUUAAUCUUGUGGAAGUUAGUGGCUCUUUUCUUUUUCAAGCAAAGGCUGGCCUAAGCUUUCCGUGAAAUUGGCCUUUUUCUUUCUGGCUAAUCUUCUUUUGCGACUCACACUGGAAGUUGAUAUGAUACUAUUUGUUAGCUUUACCGUGAUCCCAAGAGGGGGGGUGAAUUGGUAUUUUUAAGCUUUAAGCCCUAGGUUAAUCUCCUAACACCAGUAUAUUCACAACCCUAUGGACAAUCUAGUGCAAGUAAUGUAAACGUAUACCAGAAAGUAAAUAAAUCAAUUUAAUCAAUCACACAUACAUUAGAAAGCAGUAGAGUAAGAGUGACACGCAGGAAUGUUAUCGAGGUUCGGCCAAUUGCUUUCCGUCUUGGCUAACAAGCUCAAGGAUUACUACUAUAACUUGCUCACUUAAACGGGUGGAGCGACACCUAUACAAAUCAGGUCAAUUAGCACAUGACUGACCUCAACCUUUACAACAAUCCUUACCGGACUGGGUUACCGCUCCCUCAGGCCAUGCCUAGAAUCACUCAGAUUUUACAAUCAAAUGGUACAAUCGAUAAGUGCUUUCACGUAAAGUAGAUUUGUAGCCAAAUGCGUUCAAUCACAUACACCACAAAUGAUUUAAUACGUAAGCUCACUGUGGUCUAAAUAGUUCAACUCUCAAAUGUAUUUUCUAUCAGUGUAAUGAGUACGUGAGAGUGUCAACAAUCAAUUUUUGUAUUUCAAGAUAUUCUCAAUCAAGGUGCUUAAACAAAGAUAUUACUCAAGUUUCAAAUAUUCCAAAGUGCAGAGUAUAUCAAUCACGUGAAUAGUGUAUAUGCUUGGUUUGCAAGAUAUAUGUAAUAUUUGUAUUUAGCAAAAUGAUGUAUAUUUGAAUAAAUAUUGCAACAAAGAUUAAUAUCACAAAUACAUAUAUCUUUUCACAAAUAUAUCACUGUAAACUCAAAAGAUAUUUGAGUAGGUUUUGAAGAGGUUUUGCAACCCAAAACAAAUACAAACUUCCUAAGUUAUUGCAACGUGCAACGAGAAUGUAACACUCGGAAGUUCAAUACAAGUCUUCUUAGGACAGACUAAUGAGCAAAGCCUCCUAAGAAUACUUAGGUUAUGCUCUCGUAAAAAUCGAUUCAAACACUCAACAAAUGAGAGAGCAAAUCUCUUAAUAUCAACACUCAAUACACUUACAGAUGAUAUAGAGAAUUGAAGAAGGUAAGUUUGAGUGGUUUUAGAGAGAGUAUGAGUAGUAGGAAGAUUUUUGGCUUGAGAGAAGUUUUUCAUUUUGUUUUGCUAAUCUUAUUCCUAAUUUUUCUAAAUGAAGGGGUAUAUAUAGACACCCCAUGAAUUAUGACCGUUGGAGACAAGUUUGGUAUAAUUAGAAAAGAUUAAUGACCUUUUAAUUAUUUUAACCCUGUUUUAAAAAAUUAACCACGAUAAAAAAUUCAGGGCAAUCCGAGAGACCCGGUCGACCAGAACACUUUCGGUCGACCAAAGUUCAUAUGAUAUGGUUGACCGGGCCAUUUUUGAACUUGGGACUUGGUUGACUGGAUGUAUAUGUCCGAGGUGAUUUUUUCAUUUUUCCGAGGUUCGGUCGACCAAACUAUUUUGACCUGGGUGAUUCGGUUGACCAGACAGUUGGGAUUUCUCCAGAGGACCCUCGGUCGACCAGACUAUUGUAAUGCAAUUUGGGUUCGGUCGACUAGGUGGUCAAAGUGUUGACUUUAGGAGGUUCGGUCGACCGGAGGGUUUGAACUAUAAUGGUUCGGUCGACUAGGCUGAGGUCAAAAUGUUGACCCAGACCGGUUUUGGUCGACCGGGGCAGAAUGAACUGCAUAGGCCGGUCGACCGAAAGUGCAUAAAGUGUGCAUUUCGGUCCUGUUUUGAUUUACAAACACCCUAUUCAAUGUGCCUAACAUAUAUAAGCAUGAGUGAGUAUCCUAGGGUCAUUUUUGGGUCCUUUUGAAGAGACCGAAAAAAUCCAGUGUCGGUCGACUAAGGGUAACCCCUAAGGUCUUUCUAAGUUCAUUUUUAGUUAUACUUGGUUUGAGCUUACGUAUUAUACCAUGCAUGUGAUGUGUGUGCUUAUUACAAACCAAGGACCCUAAUUAGUAUUAUAGACCAAUUACACAACUGAAUAUAUAUUACAAUUAUAAACAUGAAUUGGUCUUCAAGCUUCACUUGCUUUGUGCCCAUCUCGAUUUUGGCAAUUUAAGGUUCCUGCACAAAGUCUUAAACACCCAUUAAAUACAAUGAGUAUUUGUCAUAAUCAAAACCGGGUGUGACCUAUAGGGUCAACACUAUUUUCAUUAUUGGGAUCUUAACGUUUGCACAUUUUUAAAAUCAUUUUACGAUCAAUGGAUGCUAAUAACAUCCUUUUGUUUGUAUGUGUGCGAUCAUGCAUCAGCAUUUUAUUUAUUUAUUUAUUGGGUUUCCCACACUGUUUUGAUGAUCAAUCGAUUAGGUUUGUCCCUUCAGCAGGAUGACACUGCCUUAAAAUAAAUUGGACUUUUCGCUUCAAAUUUUGACAGAAAAGAGAUGUAUCUGGAGAAGAUUUUUUUGGUAAAUGGCUUUGCUUCAAACUCUGACAGAAAAGAGAUGUAUCCUGGAGAAGCUUUUGUAGUAAAUGGCUGUGUUCAUGUUAUUGUAUUUAGGCAUUUUUAUGCAAUUAUCUUUUUAAUCAUAGACCAACUAUUGGUUUAUUUUUCAUAUUUCCAUUGCUUCUGUUUUUUUCUUUUCCAGAAUUCGUUGGUCUUGUUAGUGGUCCUACUUUGAGUUCAAUUCAACAUUUCUUUUUCAUCAAAAAGUGAUGCAGGUUACUUCCAGAAGCAGAUAAAUAAACAGUCUGUAUAGAUCUUAGUUUGAGAUAUGACUUUCUGAAAUAUCAUAGCUUCACCUCCUUUUAACAAGGUUCUUCUUAAGAGAAAAAAAGGAAACAAAGGAGCAAGUUAUCGAAUGGCUCCUUUUGGAAUUCUUGCGUCAUUUAUUUUGUCAAAAAUAUGAUACAAACAUGUUUCUGUUGGGUAUUGUUCUCUGGUGUGUAAGUUUGAAUGUUGGCAAUCCUUGGCAAGAAAGGGAGCAGCAUAUUGAUCACUUUCUUUUUUGCCAAAAUUCAGGUCACACUUUAAUGAGAGUGUUUAAAUCCAUGUAGUUUGGGGCCUUUUUAGGUUUUACCUCCUUGACUUUUUAAAAUGUCACUAAACCUCCCUUUGGUAAGUGGAUAGUUCAAUUUGCCUCCCCAUGUUUCUGAAAAUCACUAAACCUUCCUGAACUUUGGACUAGAGUGAAAUAUUCAAACUUUCUUUCCAACUUUGGAGAGAAGUACGUGGAUCACCUAGAGCUUUUAGGUUUUAAAAAGAGAAGUAGAAUUUGUAAGUUUCACUAGAAAUUUAAAAUUUCUUGAUGAUUAUUGGACGAAAACUGGAAAUUCUUGCAUUUUCCAAGGUACUCUAGUUUACUAGCUUACUUUGUAGACAUGUAAACUGUGCAUGUAUAUACUCUAGUUUUGGUUGAAAACAUGAUGAUUUGGGUUGAAGACUUGGGCAAUAUGAUGUAAUUGGUGCUUUUCUCCAUCACUUUGGAUUGAUAACUUGACAUUUUUACUAUAAUCCAAGGUACAGGGAGGUUUAGCGUCACUUUUAAAAAGUCUGGUAGGUAAAGUAUAAUUUAAAAAGUCAGGUAGGUAAAGUAUAAUUGACAUCACAAAAAUACCUUCGUAAAAUGUGUUUUUGCUGGAUUUUGGUUGUUCUUUUUUGUUAAAUAUAAAGCAUUAAAAAAAAAAAAAAAAGGAAACAGAAUCGGUAUAUUGUUGAGCUAACUUGUUGAGCCUUGUUCAGCAUCAUGAGGUGUCAAAAGAACAUUUUACUUGAAUGCUUGGAUUCCCUGCCAUUCGAGAAUGGUUUCAUUGGUGAUCCAGGGACUCUAAAAUCUUGCCUCUUUAUGUGCCUGUUAAGUUGCCACUGCUAAUCUAAAAUUCACUUUUUAAAUAUUUUAUCUUGAUGCAUUAUUGCUGCACAGGGACACUGUUCUUAUAAAUCCAACUUUCAAAUGACAAGUGAGGAAUUUUAAAAAAUUCCAUUAUAGGCCUUUGAUUACUAUUUUUUAUUGAUUCUAAUCUGAAAAAACAAAUGUUUGAAAGCAGCAAACAAAGUAUCUUAUGCUAAUUUUUUAAGGUCCUCAUCUGUCUUUUUAAAGUCAGAUUUAUAAGAGUGAUGUCCCUGUACUACAAUAAUGCAUCAAGAUAAAUAAAAAAAUGACUUAGUAUUUUCAUAGCUUACAUGUUCAUAUUUUCUGCUUGCAUCCUGAUUGGUAAGUCAUGCUAGUUAUGCAGUAUUUACCUUGACCCUAUGUUUGGAGAGACCUUGGAUUUUGAUUUGUAUUGGAUUUAGGUAAAAUGUAAUAUAAAAUUGUAUUGAAAUUUGUUCAAAUUUGCUCAAAUCCAAAUCCAAGGUCCAAACAAUCCAUGCUUCCAAAUGCAGGGUGAGUGUUUUCUAAUGGAGCUGUAAAUUUUUAUUUUUAUUUUUAUUUAUUUAUUUUUCAGGGAUCCACGUGGUACAGCAACUGGACCAGUUACAAUCUGCUUGUCAAUUGUAUGAGAUGUGUAAUGGAUCCCUACGAAGUUUUGGACGAUUGUGCUAGCUGCAGAUGGAUUGAGCCCCAUUGACUUCAACAUGCACUGCAAAUUUGUGGCAUGAUGAAACUAAAACAGGACCCAUUGACAUUGAUCGUGUAGAUUCCAUGGGGCUGGGGCAGUUCUUGCCGAAAAUUCCUUGCUCAAAUUGGAGUAGUCCUGACUAAAUCUGCAGCAUUUGUAAACUCUCUCAGGGGGUUGCAGCAAGCUUUCUGUGCAAAAUAUUUAAUCUCGUUGGAACCUACUUGGAUCAUUAUCCAAGGUUGGCAUAGCCCCAAUCCAUGCCUUGAAAUCAUCCUGUUUUGGCAGGGAGUUGCAGGUAGCUUUUAUUUAAAAUGUUUAAUCUUAUUGGGAAUAUUGACCUGCCAAAUCAACCUCCAAGUUGAGUCCUCUGACAGAAGAGAUGUAAGCAGAUCUUCGACGUCUUUGAUUGAGUGCCAGAUGGUAAGUUACAGCAGACUGAAACAAGUUGCAACUAAUGUGGUGCAAAUCUACCUUUUAUUAACUGGGAUAAUUGGAGGUGUAAUGCAAAUAAUCUGUGUCACGAGGAAAGAGGUGUGUACUAGGUCGAUUUUCUUAUACCUCUCACAUCAUUAGCAAUCAAUAGUUUCUAUAACUUUAUGUGCUAACUCUGUUUUAAAUUAAUUUUCUUUGCUUA
Malania oleifera is the source of this 10729-nucleotide messenger RNA. RefSeq names its product pentatricopeptide repeat-containing protein At4g19440, chloroplastic. Gene Ontology annotation, molecular function: protein binding. The transcript has 6 exons. The coding region runs from base 270 to 2798 and encodes 842 amino acids. The record is from RefSeq and is a predicted model, not a curated record. NCBI's taxonomy places the organism in Eukaryota, Viridiplantae, Streptophyta, Magnoliopsida, Santalales, Ximeniaceae.